UGAAAAAUCCAUUGGCACGGCUGAGCUCGAGGUCAAUCGGGAGGCACUAGUUACUCGUUAAAAAAACCCCACCUCACAAACAGUCACAAUGGGAGCGUCCAAGACUCAGAAGGAGGCAUACUUCGUCAAGCUCAAGGAGCUCAUCUCGUCCCACCCCUCCAUCUUCCUGGUCAAUGUCGACAACGUCGGCUCGAACCAGAUGCACCAGAUCCGUGUCGCCCUCCGCGGCAAGGGUGUCGUACUCAUGGGCAAGAACACGAUGGUCCGCCGCGCUCUGCGCUCCAUCCUCGCCGAGUUCCCUCAGUUCGAGCGCCUGCUCCCGCACGUCAAGGGCAACAUCGGCUUCGUCUUCACUUCGGGCGAAUUGAAGGAGAUCCGUGACAUCAUCACCGCCAACAAGGUCGCCGCACCCGCCCGCGCGGGUGCGCUCGCGCCCAAGGACGUGUUUGUCGCCGCCGGCAACACCGGUAUGGAGCCCGGCAAGACCUCCUUCUUCCAGGCGCUCGGUAUCCCGACCAAGAUCGCGCGUGGUACGAUCGAAAUCGUCAACGACAUCAAGGUCGUCACCGCCGGCACGCGUGUCGGAACCUCCGAGGCGACGCUGCUCAACAUGCUCAACAUCUCGCCGUUCACGUAUGGCAUGACCGUUGUCCAGAUCUUCGACGCCGGCAACUCGUUCUCGCCCGACGUGCUCGACAUCGACGACGACGAGCUUGUGGGACGCUUCCUGUCCGGCAUCAAGACCAUCGCCGCCAUCUCGCUCGCACUCAACUACCCCACCAUCGUCUCCGUGGUGCACUCCCUCGUCAACUCUUACAAGAACCUCAUCGCCAUCUCGCUCGCCACUGACUACACCUUCGAGGGUGCUGAGAAGGCUAAGGAAUACCUCGCCAACCCCGAGGCGUUCGCUGCCGCUGCUCCGGUUGCGGCUGCUGAGGCUGCUCCGGCUGGCGGUGCUCCCGCUGAGGAGGAGAAGGUCGAGGAGGCCGAGGAGUCGGAUGACGACAUGGGCUUCGGUCUCUUCGACUAAACUCUCGGGUUGUAUCGCUAGUCUACCUCGUGUAUCUCUGCUACAAUGACAUCGACGCUGUGCAC
Punctularia strigosozonata HHB-11173 SS5 is the source of this 1095-nucleotide messenger RNA. RefSeq lists its product as uncharacterized. Gene Ontology annotation, biological process: ribosomal large subunit assembly; ribosome biogenesis; cytoplasmic translation. Lineage: Eukaryota; Fungi; Basidiomycota; Agaricomycetes; Corticiales; Punctulariaceae. Bases 89 to 1030 code for a protein of 313 amino acids. Gene Ontology annotation, cellular component: cytosolic large ribosomal subunit. The record is from RefSeq and is a predicted model, not a curated record. Gene Ontology annotation, molecular function: large ribosomal subunit rRNA binding; structural constituent of ribosome. The transcript has 5 exons.